Messenger RNA from Trifolium pratense (red clover), 2366 nucleotides. RefSeq names its product probable galacturonosyltransferase-like 4. The coding region runs from base 697 to 1764 and encodes 355 amino acids. The transcript is spliced from 2 exons. The record is from RefSeq and is a predicted model, not a curated record. Gene Ontology annotation, molecular function: glycosyltransferase activity. NCBI's taxonomy places the organism in Eukaryota, Viridiplantae, Streptophyta, Magnoliopsida, Fabales, Fabaceae. Gene Ontology annotation, cellular component: Golgi apparatus.
UCAUUUCCCUUAAAUAUUUUUUGUGUGUGUAUAAACAUGGAUUUGUAGAGUUUGAUAUUAGAGUCAAAGCUAUAGAGAUAUUUUGGAACACCUACCACGAGUCAAAAACAUUAUUGAAGUAAUGUAGAAAAAACUACAUUUAUUGUUGUUGAGAAAACUAAGUUAGUACUAGAAUGGAAGCCAAUAAUGUGGUGAGUUUUAACAUUGGGUAAAAGAAAAAAUAAUGUGGCGAAUUUUAACCCAAUAUAUUGGUUAAGUUAGAAGACACCCGAAUCAUCUCAUUAAAACGUUUUUCAAUAAAAAAAAUCCUUAAAUUUUAACUUCUUAUAUUAUUUAUUUACACGCGUCUCCGCACAAGUCGAAAAUGAAGGGAAACUAAAUAUAAAGGGGAGAGAUUCUAAAUUUUAAUGUACAAAGAUUUUAUGACACUGCCAAAUAGAAACAAAAAUGGCAACUAUGUUUGAUAUUAUUAUCUUUCUAUAUUAUAAUAUCCUCCGAAGAUUAUUCUCUUCCCUACAAUCUCUCUCACCAAUCUCUCACAAAUAUUCAUUUUCUCUAACCUCCCUCCAAAAAUUGUCUCAACCAGCUAGCACAGGUAAAAAAACAGAACAACAAUUAUGGCUCCAACUCUUCCUCCCCUUUUUGCUGCUUGAGACAACCUUAAUUUCCCCAACUAUAACAUAACAAGAAGACAGGAUGGCCUUUGGAAAAUCAUCACUCCAUGGCCUCCUGUCUUUCCUUCUUCUCUUCUCCCUUUCCCUCCUUCAUCAUCAUCAUGUUGUCGCUGCAGGUACCGUCACAACAACCUCUAUCCGCCUCGACGUUGUACGAAAGCCUGCCCCUGAUGCCCCUAUAUUUAGAGAAGCGCCUGCUUUUCGCAACGGCGUAACGUGCAACAAAGAAAGCAUUCACAUUUCCAUGACAUUGGACUCAAAUUAUCUCAGAGGAACCAUGGCUGCUGUUCUCUCCAUUUUGCAACAUUCAACUUGUCCUGAAAAUGUUGAGUUUCAUUUCCUUUGGGCAAGGUUUGAGCCUCAGGUUUUUCUAAGCAUAAGAUCAACCUUCCCUUAUCUCAAAUUCAAGAUUUACCGCUUUGAAUCCAAUAGGGUACGCGGAAAAAUCUCGAAAUCCAUUCGUCAAGCAUUGGAUCAGCCUCUUAACUAUGCAAGAAUCUACCUUUCUGAUAUUCUCCCUCUUUAUGUCAAACGAGUUAUAUACCUUGAUUCUGAUAUUGUUGUUGUUGAUGACAUUGCAAAGCUAUGGGAUGUUGACUUGCAGGGCAAGGUAUUGGCUGCACCAGAAUAUUGCCAAGCAAAUUUCUCAGUGUAUUUUACUAAUUUAUUCUGGAAUGAUCCCGUAUUAUCUCGUACGUUCGAGGGUCGGAAACCGUGUUAUUUUAACACGGGGGUGAUGGUUAUGGAUGUGGAAAAAUGGAGAGAAGGAAAGUAUACACAGAAGGUGGAACAUUGGAUGACAAUACAAAAACAAAAGAGAAUAUAUCAUUUAGGAUCAUUGCCACCUUUUCUUUUGGUUUUGGCUGGGGAUUUGAAGAGUGUGGAUCAUAGAUGGAAUCAACAUGGACUUGGAGGUGAUAAUCUUUUAGGGAAAUGUAGGAGUUUACAUCCUGGUCCUAUUAGUUUGCUUCAUUGGAGUGGUAAAGGAAAACCUUGGUUGAGAUUGGAUUCAAGAAGACCUUGUUCUGUUGAUCAUCUAUGGGCACCUUAUGAUCUUUAUCGUCCUAAUACUCAUUCUUUGGAAGAAUGAGUUUUAUUCACAAAGACAAUGGAGGUGGAGGGUGGAGGGGAGGGGAGGAAAGAAAAAACAAUUUCAAUUAAAUCACACAAUUAUUUAUAAAUAAAAUGGGAAAGAAUUAGGGGAGGAAGAAAUUUAAUAAAAGAGUUUGGUGUUGAAGAAAACUAGAAAAGAGAAGACAUGGAAUAAUAUACAAAAGCUUUUGUUCAAGGGACUUAUCUACUACUACUCAAGAAGCCAAGGGAAAGAUAUAUAUAUAUAUAUUACUAUGGAGAAGUGUUGGUUAUGUCUUUAAUAUUUUUUUUCUUUUGUUUUUCUGGGUUUUGGAAUGGGUGCAUAAAGAAAAUUUCUUGGGCACUGGUUGUGUGGAUGAUGGUAUCAUUUGCAUCAGUGACUGGUUGACAGAUUGAUGAACCUCGUCCAAAAUUAAGUGUCCCUGAAAAUAUAUCUAUGAAUUUUAAUAUUUUUUAUUAUCUUGAUAGAUUUUUUUUGUACAAUUUUGUGUCCAGCUCAAUGCUAGACCAAGAAAAUUUUGCCGAUUCAAGUUCUGUUUUUGACUGAAUAUUGUGCAUGUAAUUUAUAUAGUCAUGAUCUAUAAAAUUGAUUCCAAAUAA